AUGAGACCGCUUGAAGUCUCCGAUCAUGUCGUGCUGAAACAAGAUCUCAGCCUCUAUGGCUUCGUACUGCGCACCCACAACGACUCAUACGAUCCGCUCGAGGACGACUUGAUCAUCGCCCAUGCCGAGGUCCCGCCUGAUGUCUUGAAUCACUUCCUCACGAGUGGUGUGCCGCCGACAGGCUAUGUAUUCGUGCAAUUCGCUAAUCCAGCGACUGGGAGCUCUCUCCUGCACCAGAAUGAUCUCGUCUUGCUCAGUCGUUCGUUCCGGCUAGGCGACUCCGUCAGGCGAGAUGGAAGUCCUCUGACAGGCGCAGUCAUCGAUGUGCAGGAAUCCUACAUCCUCGCCCCAGUAUUCGCAAAUAUCACAGCGAAUGGUCUACCACUGCCACCAUACCCAAAGUGUACGCCGGAGUGCUCGUCGAAUUUUCCUCCGCAUUUCUCGCACCCGAAUCCCCACACGCUCCUCUACGAUAUACCCGCGCGAGAGAUCCAAAGAGCGCAGGAUGUGGCACGAGACGAUUACAUCAUCACCUCUGGAGGCUGGGUAGGAUUAGUUGACGAGGUGGAAUAUACUGUUGUCAUCUUGCUCCAAGAUGGAGGCAUAGUGGCUAUCAACGGGCCUUACGGUUUACAUAUCCCUGUGCCUGACUAUGGCAAACCACUCGUGGCUCUGCCGGAACCGGAUGGUUUCAAACGACCCGACAUGCUCGGGGCUACACAAGAAUGGGCACGACUCCUACCAAUCGCGCAGACCCGCCCCGGCGAGUUUGUGAUUAUUGAUCGCCAUCAAUUGCGGAACGGGAGGUGGAUUUCUGGGUCAUAUGACCCCACGGCCCCAGCCCAGGGCAUUGUUCUUGAUGCUCGAGCAUGUGAUGUUUCAGUCGACUGGGUGUCCAGCAUUAAUAUCCGGGACCCACGACCAGUCUUUCACAGGUCGCCCGGGGACGAUAUCCAGGUCUACGAGAACAUCGGGAGUUUUCGUGACACUGCUAGCUUACGGCAGAAGAAGAAUAUAACAUUGUACGAUCCCGGAAAGAUGCCGGUUAGGAACAAAAGCGCGGCUCAGCAGCCAAGAGGAAGUUGGGAGGAUGAUUCCACGCACAAACAAGUCUCAGCUGCCCAUGAUAUUUAUUCGGGACAAGAGCUCGGGAUUGGUAUGCGUGUCAAAUUUAGAGACAUCUCCGCUGCUGCGCUCAAAUACCAAGCCAUGAAUGGAGUCUCGCAUGGCAAAUUUGUUCGGAUCCCUUCGCACUUAUCUCACGGCUGGGAUAUCAACGAGUUCGAAAUCGUCUAUAUGCAACAGCAUGCGACUGUCCUAUGGCAAGAUGGCACCACCACUACGACUAACUCAACUUCACUGACAGGGUUUGCCCUCUUUGAAGCCGAAAUGGCACCCACGGAUAUUGUCCUGAAGCGAGAAGGCAUGCGGCAGAGACCGGUCAAUCACAAAGGACAGGCGAAUGGGGGAACUAGAGAUUUUAAUGAGAUGAUGUUUUUCGAGCGUCCCCAUGACCUGCUUCCAGCCAGUGUGGGCGUCGUUCAGUCAGUCGACCCUACUGAAAGAGUCGCUCGUGUCCGCUGGUAUAAAGACCCUCGAGUCGAACUACGGGCUUCAGGACAAGUUCUUAGUACGGAUUCACGAUUCGGGCCCAUCGGAGAUGUCAUCGAAGAUGUCUCACUCUACGAGAUCAUGUCGUUUCCUUCGUUACUAAGACAAAGAAGCGACAUGUGCGUGAUAUCAGAUCCAGGGGAGACAAAGACCGAACCAAGAAAGCAACAGAUAACAGCCACUGCAGACACUGAGAACCCGGCCGACGAGGUAGCAAUUCAAUCCGAGACCAGCACAAGCACAUCGAUCCAGCAACAAGGUGCUCGUUCUCCGUCCAGCACUCCAAGAUCGACUAGCAGAGAUGGCUCUUGGAAAGGCCCCGAUUGGGUUGGCCAGAUUGUUGCAAUAAACCUUGAUGGCUCGAUCACCGUCCGAUUGGGAGCCUUGCAACAGUGUCAAGAUGUGUCGGUUGAUGCCGACUCCAUCCUUGCAACCAUUGACGACCGUGGGGAUCUAGAGGAGAUGCCCGGCAGCAUGAUGGAUCUUGAUUCCUGGAUGGACAGCGAGUCCGAAUGGUCUGAGCAGAGCCCUGAACCUAUUGCCGAAACAGUCGAGUACGAGGGCGGACAACGUCUCGAUAACGACAGCGGAGACGAAAAUUGGGUAUCAGACCAGGAUGAAAUCUUCGAAGAUGCUGAGGGAGAACUGCCGGGCACAGAUGGAGAUGUGGAAAUGUCAGGGGACAGGCCAAAGCGCGGCACCACGCCCUCUACCAAACCAGAACGAUCUCUCCUUCAACUGCAAACGGUGCUUGGUCCCCAUCCCCCGCCUCAAUUCCUCGUCCUCGACUGCGAGCCUCCCACGGACCAGUUCGGCCUUCGUUCAGCCCCGACCGCACACGCAUCCCUGAAGCGAAUUGCCAAAGAGCACAAGAUUCUGGCUACGUCACUGCCCGAAGGCGAGAUCUACGUUCGCACCUACGAGAGCCGACUGGAUCUCCUGCGGUGUCUGAUUAUCGGACCCAAAGACACGCCAUACGAGAAUGCACCAUUCUUGAUCGACCUCUACCUGCCGGAGCGAUUCCCCGACGAACCUCCAACUGCUCACUUCCAUAGUUGGACAAGUGGCCUGGGUCGCAUCAACCCGAACCUGUACGAGGAAGGGAAGAUCUGUCUGAGCUUACUAGGGACGUGGUCGGGAAAGAAUGAAAGCGAGAAGUGGAGCGACAAGGCCACGAUCCUUCAACUUCUGGUGUCAUUGCAAGGCUUGGUUUUCGUGAAAAGGCCCUUCUACAACGAGGCAGGGUUCGAGGGGUACGAGAAUGACAGGGCGUACACGAGGGAAUCUGAACAAUAUAGCGAAAAGGCCUUUGUGAUGGCUCGAGGCUUUGUCAAGCACGCAUUGCUCCGUCCCCCAGGCGGCAUGGAAGACGUGCUCGCCUGGCUGUAUCUGGCCCCGUCGAAGAGCCUGCUCGGCACAAUCAUCGAGAGGGGAAAGCUGCUGGUGGAAAGAUCUGAACAGGCACGCUCGGCGCAAGACGAUUCGCUGCUCGACUCGGCAGGAGAGAAAGACGACGCCACAAAGGUCUUUCUGAAGCCACUGAGCCGCGGUGCCAGCGUCAUGCUGAGGCGAUCGAUUAGUGAGCUGCAGGCUCAGCUGGAUCAGCUUGCGUCUGAGAUGCGCCAAGUGGACAAAGCAGGGGCAUAG
Messenger RNA from Cladophialophora yegresii CBS 114405, 3258 nucleotides. RefSeq lists its product as uncharacterized. The transcript has a single exon. NCBI's taxonomy places the organism in Eukaryota, Fungi, Ascomycota, Eurotiomycetes, Chaetothyriales, Herpotrichiellaceae. The record is from RefSeq and is a predicted model, not a curated record. Bases 1 to 3258 code for a protein of 1085 amino acids.